AUGGACAUCCUUGUCACCUCGUCCACACUACCCUCUGAAGACCCAUUAGUCCUCAAGUCGGGUCGACCGGACGAUGCCAUGACCCCUGUCGACACUCUCAAGACUAGUGGGUCUUCAAACGUGCCAAACUUUGUCCGUGUUGACGUUGACAGCUUAAACUAUUCAAAGGACGUCGGUGACACCAGAGGUUCGACCAGCAGUGUGUCACCGCAGAUCCAGGCAUCCGCAUACAUUAACGACUCGGAAACCCUAAGUGUACCGACAGGCAACACCAACAAUAUUGAACAAGGCCACACUGAACCACACCCCGUCAAAUCGACCACUCCCCCCUCUCAAACCGAGACGAAUAAGCAUGCACACUCAGCCAUCGUGCCAACAGCAGCACCGACAACCAUCCUUUCCUUACAGCCACCAUCGCCACCUUCUCAAUCACAACCAGAAGCAGAGUCAACAAACCCCUCCUCGAACCUCGUCGCCUCCUCUGCGAUUUCGAUUCUGUCUGCCUCCGGAACGUUGGUCUCACACGAAGCCCAAGGACGUCUCUCCACCUCGACAGCCCAUCCUCCUCAUCCCCUCUCUCGGACUACAACAGCUCGCACACUAGCCGUGUCUUCCGCUCCCUUCGAUCCACAGCAAUUCAAGGCUACCCUUCAAAAGCUAACCGCCUUCACGGAGCAGUUCGAAGCCCUGAACGACCAACUGCUGGAUGCCCUGACAAGUUACGACAAAUCACGCUUAGGCCUGGACUUUGCAUUGGAAGCUGGAUCUCACUUGACUACAGAGCCCACAACUAAGGACGAAUUGUCUACCGAUCUGGAAAUCGAGCGACGAGCGGUUGCUCAAUCGCUCGUGGAACUCAUUUUCUCUUCGUGGUCUAGACUCGCAGGAAAUGGAUCGACAACAACGGUGUACCCCACACUGAACCUCUCGAUCCAGACGCCGCCUCCCCCCCAGAAAAUGGUGCGCCUAAACAAACCUCAGAUCAAGACCGCCACGCAUCUCAAAGACAUCAUCGUAGCCUUUUGGAGCGCUCAGAGCAACUUUCAAGAUCGCGCUCAACUCGUUCUCGAAAUAUUUCAGGAUCCAUUAGAGUUGGAGGAUGAUGAACGAGUCCGGAUUCUUCGGAGUCGUCACUUGAACUACCUCCUCUCAACCUCUCUCACCCCGAUAGAAGCAGAUCGACUGAGUGGCAAGGUGGAGAGUGACCAGAACAGGAUGACACAGAUCACGGAACAGCUCCAGGGACUCUGGCUCGAGAUUCUGCUUGUGCUCUCCAAGCCUAGUUCGACGGCAAACAACAACAGCAGUAGCAAUUCAGGCGAUGAUUCUGCGGAGAGCGAAGAGGGUGACAAUGGUUCAUUUGGAAAACGGUUCUUCCGUAUCAGCAAGGGCAAGCGGCAGGCCUUCAAGGCUGGAAUCAAUGGCACCAAUGCGAUCUUCCCCAUGGUUUCAUGUGCAGGAGCAUCUAGGAAACCCUUUCAUAUCUGUCACUCCUUGCGUGCUGCCACGGCUCAAGGACGACCUACAGAGCUGCGAUACACCGAAACUCACCUCGAUACCAUCUUUGCCCUCUCAACUCAUCCUGGCAAAGCUGGCAUUGCUGUCGUCCGUGUCUCUGGACCUCAGGCCAAAUCGGUCUUGAGGAGCAUGACACUUGCAAAGUCGCCGUUUCCAAAGCCAAGGCAGGCUGUCACCAGGAGAUUGUUGUGCCCUCAGUCAAACGAGCUCCUGGACAAAGGAAUGGUUGUCUGGUUCCCAGGUCCAAGGAGCUUCACAGGCGAAGACAGUGUCGAGUUUCAUUGUCAUGGAGGCAAAGCUGUUGUUGACGGGAUUCUUCGAGGAAUAGGAAACACAGGGCCGUAUGUCCGCCUGGCUGAGCCAGGAGAGUUCUCGCGAAGAGCGUUUGAAAACAACAAACUGGACUUGACAGAGGUCGAAGGACUCGCUGAUCUUCUCAAUGCAGAGACAGAGGCUCAGAGGCGUUUGGCAUUAAGGCAGGCGGAUGGAGGACUGAAGAACCUGUAUGAGACAUGGCGGACACAGUUGAUUAAGAGCAUGGCCCUGAUUGAGGCACUCAUCGACUUUGGCGAAGAUGAAAACAUCGAGGACGACGUCUACGACAAUGAUAUCAAGAAGCACACGGAUGACGAUCGAUGUGGUGAAAUCCUACGCGACGGUAUCCAUGUCACUAUCCUUGGCCCACCCAAUGCUGGCAAGAGUAGUUUCUUGAACUUUGUUACAAAAAGGCAGGCGGCGAUCGUGUCUCCUAUUCCAGGAACAACACGCGAUGUGGUGGAAGUGUCGUUGGACAUUGGCGGUUAUCCUAUCUUGAUUGGUGACACAGCGGGACUGAGGUCGUCACAGGAUGAGAUUGAGAUGGAGGGUGUCAGGAGAGCGCAGGAUCGGAUCCAGCUAGCGGAUAUCAACAUUGCGAUCCUUCCAGUGACAGACUUCAUGAGCUCAGACAAAGUUAGUGGCGGCAAUGGAACCGGUGUGGACCCCAUUGUACUUGAGGCUGUGAGGAAGAAUCCAAAGACCAUGGUUUUGAUCAACAAGAUGGACCUCCCCGGACUUGACAAUGAAAAGGCCAUGGCAGCAGUCAAGUCUGAAUUAUGGGGCGACUCGCACCAAAGUCUAGAUGAUGAGGGUGAGGGUGAGGAUCAACGCAGACUAUGGGCUAUCUCCUGCCAGACAGGGGAUGGUAUUGGACAGUUCCUCCAAGACUUUAUCAAGAUCCUUAAAGACAGAUUCGAAAGCAGCGUGUCAAGCAGCACGUCUAUCACCCAGUACAGGCACCACCUUGGUGCAGAUGACAUUGUUCUGGGCGCAGAGGAACUUCGCCAUGCUGCAUCAGACCUAGGCAGGAUCACCGGCAGAGUGGAUGUGGAGGAGGUGCUCGAUGUCGUCUUUCGUGAGUUCUGCAUAGGCAAAUAA
Molecule: messenger RNA, 2934 nt
Organism: Linnemannia hyalina
Lineage: Eukaryota; Fungi; Mortierellomycota; Mortierellomycetes; Mortierellales; Mortierellaceae
Source: the annotation of a GenBank genome assembly